Molecule: messenger RNA, 2001 nt
Organism: Coccomyxa subellipsoidea C-169
Lineage: Eukaryota; Viridiplantae; Chlorophyta; Trebouxiophyceae; Coccomyxaceae
Exons: 15
Coding region: 1-2001 (666 amino acids)
Biological process (GO): transmembrane transport; protein phosphorylation
Cellular component (GO): cytoplasm
Molecular function (GO): ATP binding; protein serine/threonine kinase activity
Source: RefSeq, a predicted model, not a curated record
AUGUACCGCAAAAUUUUUGUGAAGGCCCUCGGACCGGAGCUCCGCAAUGAAGCAAAGCUUGCAGCUGGUGCUCUGGCUGGCAUCACAGCCACGCUGUGCUGCUUUCCGCUGGAUGUGCUGCGUACGAGAGUCCUCAGCGCGCCAAUCAGUCAGCGCGAGGGGAAUUAUCUGGCCAUGUUGGCUCGGAUUGCGCGCAAGGAAGGACUCCCAGCACUCUAUGUCGGAUGCGCGCCUGCUCUGGUGGCCAUGGUGCCCUCUGGGGCCGUGUACUACUGGCUGUAUGACAUGCUGAAGGAGAAGCACCUCAAGCAUGUGUCCACCAGCACAGGCCAGCAGGCGUCCAGACUGGAUGCAGCCCACUCCCUCUUGUAUGGGGCGCUGGCGGGCGCAGCAGCAGAGAGCACUGUGUAUCCCUUGGAAGUGAUCAGGCGGCGCAUGCAGCAGAUUGCAGCCGCAGCAGUGGGCAACAGCGGCGGUCAGCUGACACGAAAGGAGCCUGUCUCGCUUGCUGCAUCCAAGCUUUUCGUCCCAUCCAAGCGUCGCAUCAACGUCACAGCCAUGGAAAUGGCAAUCGGCACCCUCUUGCUCACGCUGCUCUUCCCUGUUGCCUUUGCAGAUGGCAUUGAGUGGCAAGCCAUGCUGAAACCUCAGGGCGGCGGAGUGAGAUACAACGGCGAUGCCACUCCAGAUUUGAUUGUAGAGAUGUCUGCGUCAGGCACCUAUUACGGCCAACAAGAUGGCCAGAACGAUGGGGGCGCCUGCGCCUUUGGCAAGUCUUUCUCCAAUUCCCUGGGUUUGAGCUGGAGGGAGGGCGUGCAAACCUACAUCGCCCUCAACCGAGCGCAGUACAACAACUCCCAAGCUUGCGGCCAGUGCCUGAUGUACCGCGGGCUGGGCGCUGGAAUUGGCAUGCUGCCCAUACCCUCUGAGUGGCAGUUUGGCCUGGUCGACAAUGUGUGUCCAGAGUGCGCUUACGGCAGCAUUGACCUGGACAAGAACGGUGACGGCCGCUGGAAGGUCGAGUGGUACCCCAUUCCUUGCAAUGUGGGCGAAGGGAAGUUUCACUACUUCUUUGGUGGCAGCCCCAACCCCUACUGGUUCAUGUUUGCCAUCUCCAACACAAGGGUGCCGAUACAGAGUGUCAAGCUGAAGUAUCCUGACGGAAACUUCUACGACCUUGCCCGUGGGUGGAACAACAUGUGGGCGGCCAACGGAGGGCCUUUCAACUCUCCCAUAGACCUCGCGAUCACAUCAGUCCUGGGAGACACUGUGCGUGACACCAUCCAGAGCACAGCGGGCUGGGAUGGAGGGUCGCAGUUCCCCUAUCGCGCCAUGGGCGCCAGUGCCCAGCCACCUUCAGAUGGGAAAGCACAAACCACUCAAGGAGGAUAUUCGUUUGUAUAUCUAGUGGAGGAAAUACUCAGCCUGGGAAGUCAGGCAGAGCCGCAGCAGUAUGCUCUCAAGAAAGUGCUGACGUCCACUGGGGAGCAUGUAGAGCUUGCAUAUACCGAGAUCAGGGUCAUGCAGAGCCUGAGGCACCCAAAUCUGCUACCGCUGCUGGCAUCAGAGCAUAAGGAGGUAGAGGACGAGGAGAGUGGCGUGUCGGCUUUUUACAUGCUGUUCCCCCUCUACUCGGAUUUUGGGAGCACGCGGCAGGCGAGGGUUGAGGUGCAGAGCCGGCAGCAGGCAAUGUCGGUCCAGGAGGAUGCAGAGGCCCACUGCAGCGCCCCAUACCGGGCGCCAGAGCUGUUUGAUGUCCCUUCGCAGUGUGUUCUGGACGAGCGCGUCGAUGUGUGGUCCCUGGGCUGUCUCCUCUACUUCAUUAUGUAUGGCAUCUCUCCCUUUGAGCGGGUUGCAUUUCCCCAGUCAGACCACUUCCCUGAAGAUGUGCAUAACCUUGUGACAUACUGUCUCACAACAAAUGCUGCUGAGCGGCCGUUUGUGGAUGAUGUCAUUGCAAGGGUGCAGGACCUGCUUGUAAGAUGUCCCAUCGAAUGCUGA